GAAUAAUCUGAAUCUUGCCUUGUCCUGCACGGGAAGGGAAGAGUUAAGUAUCUGGAGGAAAUUAGAUGGCCGGUUUCGGGCGCUUAGCCUUUGCCCAAGUGCCGAAAAUCAAGUUGACGGAGGAUCCAAGAACUGCCGCUCGGGGAAGGUCGCUUGUGAGCCUGGACUGCAUGAGUAUGCUGAGCUGUUUCUGCACGCUAUAGGAGGAAGAUAAAAGGCUUUGGUUCAUUAAUAAUCUAAUGAUAUCAACCAUAUCAACCAUCGGUUGAAUUUUCAUCAGAAGGGUUCAGAAGAGAAUGGAGAAGAAGAUUGGCUCCAGGUCUUUUAGGGGUGGCGUGGUAAAGAAACCUUAUUCUCCAAAGGCACUGCCCCUUAGAUCCUUCUCUGGGAGCCAGAGGGACUCACCUAGAAGAUGUCACUCCUUAUAUUGUCAUAGCUCACAAUAUUGGACUCGACACCGAUUAAGAGAACUGCGCAUCAGGUGUCUGGCCAGAAAGUUUCUGUAUUUGUGGAUGCGGAUGACUUUUGGAAGAGUUGCUCCUUCCAGAGCCAGGCUUUUCCAUGAUCGGAGACUACUGCAGAAGGUCUUUGGAGAAUGGAAAGAAGAAUGGUGGGUCUCCCAGAGAGAAUGGAAGCUCAGCGUCCGAGCAGACUGUCACUACAGGUACUACUUGUAUAACCUGAUGUUCCAGAACUGGAAGGCCUUUGUGCAGCAGCGACGGGAGAUGAGGAAGGCAUACCACAGAGCCGAACUUCACGAUUCAAAGCAGAAGAUGCGCCAAGCCUGGAAGUCCUGGUUGAUAUACAUGGUUGCUCGAAGGACCAAACUUCACAUGCAGACUACUGCUCUAGAGUUUAGGCGGCGGAGUGUCAUACGUUUCUGGUGGAGCAAGUGGAGGUGGCGACUAGGACAAGCCCACGCGGAGCACGUUCUGCACGAGGCAGCUGUGACGCACAGGGCCCUGAGCCUCCAGUGGCAGGCUUGGUCACGGUGGCAAGAACAGCUUCUAAAUAGGCACCGGGAGAGAAGGAAAGUGAUCACUGCUGUGCGACACCAUCAGCGCUGUCAGAAGCAGAGGUCUUUGAAGGCUUGGCUUAAAUACCUCCACAUCUGCAGAGUAAAGCGGUGGCACAAUGAGAUGGCUGUACAAUUCCACCGUGUCACUCUGCUCCAGAUGCAUUUCUGUGACUGGCAGUGGGCCUGGGAGUGGAGGCAGAGCUUGUCUGCCCACCAGGCUCUGGUGGCGAAGCUGGCCAGGAAGCUGGCCCUGCGGAGGGCCUUUGCACACUGGAAGCACUACAUGCUGUUACAGGCAGAAGAGGCUGCCCAGCUAGAGGCCGCAGAAGAACACCACCAGCACUACCUGCUGUAUUCUUGCUUUAGAGCCUUAAAAGAAAAUGUGAUGCAGGCCCGACACCAGCGAAUGAGAAGGAACCUUGCCCACCAGCUACAUGAUACUGCGCUGCUUCACAGGUUCUGGAAUCUCUGGCAGACCCGGAUGGAGCAGAGGGAGGAGAGGGUGCAGCCGCCCUCGCUGCACGCAGCCCAGAACCACUACAGGAUGACAGUCCUCCGCAAGUGUGUCAGGGUGUGGUUACAUUAUGCGCACGGGAGACGAUGCCAGCAGUUACUGCAGGCCAGAGCAGAUAGUCAUUUCCAGCAGAGAGCACUGCCUGCUGCCUUCCACACAUGGCACCAAGCCUGGCGAUGGCACCAGCGGAGUCGAGUCCUCCACACGAGAGCAGCGAAUUUUCACAGGGAGACAUUACAGAAGGAUGUAUUUGCUCUCUGGAGGCAGAACAUGUCUCAGCAUCGAGAAAACCGCUUGGCCGAGAGAAUGGCUAUACUGCACGCAGAGCAGCAGCUUUUGCGUAGGUUCUGGUUCUCGUGGCACCAGCAGGCAGCAGCAUGUCAGCAAGAGCGGGAGUGGCAAGCCAUGGCCUGUGCCCACCACCACAGCGGGCUGCUCAGGAAGGCCUUCUGCCUCUGGAGGGAAAGCACCCAAGGAUUUAGGACAGAGAGGAUGGGCAGGGCCCGGGCUGCACGCUUUCACUCAGCACGGCUCCUGCGCUGGGCCUGGAGCAUGUGGAGGGAGUGCCUGGCCCUGAGGAUGGAAGAGCAGCACAAACUGAGGCGUGCAGCCCAGCACAGCCAGCACGCCCUGCUUCACAGGGCUCUGCGGAAGUGGCUGGCUUAUCAGGACAGAGUGAGGAGUGUCCUACAGGAGGUGGCAGCCAGGGAGAGACAGCACAACAGGCAGCUGCUCUGGUGGGUGUUUCGUCGCUGGAGAGAAAACACCAUGGCCCGUUUAGAUGGGGCCAAAAAAGCCUCUCAAGCAAGAGUCCACUACAGCAGGACUCUAUGCUCCAAGGUCCUGGUCCAGUGGCGGGAGAUUACAUCAAUGCAGUUAUAUUACCGACAGCAGGAGGCAGCUGCCCUCAGGGAGGCCCAGAAAGCACUGGCCAGGGGUCGUCUCCGGAUCUGGUUUCGGCGCUGGUGGUCCUGCAGCCAGAGAGAAGCCCAGCAGAGGUUCCUGCUGGAACAGGCGGCUCAGCAUCAUCGCCGGCAGCUGCUGGUGGAAGGGAUGGCCCAGUGGAAGGCAUACCAUCUGGGAUGUGUCAGAAAAAAGCUUCUGCAGAGACAAGGUGCCCAGCUCCUGGCACAGAGACUUGGUCGGGCCUGCUUCUGCCAAUGGAGGAAACAGCUGGCAGCCAGGAAGCAAGAGCAGCGGGGCACAGCCCGGGCACUAUGGUUCUGGGCCUUCUCACUACAGGCAAAGGUGUGGACUGCAUGGCUGGGCUUUGUACUUGAGAAGAGGAGGAAGAAGGCACGGCUGGAAAGAGCCGUGCAAGCCUACCAGCAGCAGCUCCUGCAGGAGGGCGCCACUCGGCUCCUGCGCUUUGCAGCUGGUAUGAAGGCCUCCCGGCAGCAGCUGCAGGCCCGGCAGCAGCUCCAGGCAGCCCACAGCCUCCACCGUGCAGUCCGCCACUGUGCUGAGCUCUGGAAAAAGAAGGUCCUUGGUCCAGGCAGGACGGGUCAGCCAGCAGCAGCUGUCACCUUCGGCAGGAGAGUGACAUUUAAGGAUUCCUUUCUCUCUGGGGCUGCCGCUGGGGCUGGGGCUGCCACCCUGGAGACAGAGAAGCCGCGAGCUCCCCCGUGUCAGCGCGGCCUGGACAGCGAGGCAGCAGCUUCGGGGGAGCCCUGCCUCCUAGAGCUCAAGGAGGCCCGCUUAUCACGGAAACAGCCACGACUUCCGUCCUUCCUGCUAGAGCAUUUGAGGACCCAGAGGUCCCCAGGAUGGUGCACCCUUGGGGAGCAGCAGUUAGAGAAGCCCCCGGAAAAGGCCGAAAGCCUGGCUCCAUCAGGAGGCCUUUCCCUGUCCAGGCCCUUCUUGCCUGGGGUCCUGCCAAAUGUUCCUGGUCCGAAGCUACCUUCUACAGCAAGUCCAGACCUGGAGCUGUUGCCUCCUUCCUCCUUCCUGCCCCGUGGGGCAGGAGGCACUGCCAGGGUAUCAGCCAAUCCCAGCAUCCAUGGACCUCAACCUCCAGCAUGCCCAUCCCUAACCAGGGGCCCCAAUCCCCACCUCUUCCUCCCUGGAGACUCCCCAAGCACCAGGACUAGGCCUAGUCAUGGCUCCGAGGCUACAGGCCACACAGAGCUUGAGGCUGAGCUAGAGGGGAUUCAGCAGCAGUUACAGCACUACCAGAACACCAAGCAGAACCUCCGGUCAUGCCAGCGACAAGCCAACAGCCUGCGGAGGUGGCUGGAGCUAAGCCAGGAGGAGCCCAGGUCUGAGGACCUGGAUCUAGAACAGCAGGUGAAAAAGGAACUGGAGGAGGUGGAAGUACAGAUCCAGCAGCUGACUGAAGAGCUCCAGGCCCAGCGUCAGCCAAUCGGUGCAUGCAUUGCUCGUGUUCGGGCCCUGAGACAGGCUCUGUGCUAGGGGGCUUGCCCCUGGGGGACAGGUGCUAGCCUUCAUAAGGCCGUAGAUGUUCC
Psammomys obesus (fat sand rat) is the source of this 3997-nucleotide messenger RNA. RefSeq names its product SFI1 centrin binding protein (gene Sfi1). The coding region runs from base 297 to 3944 and encodes 1215 amino acids. The transcript is spliced from 33 exons. NCBI's taxonomy places the organism in Eukaryota, Metazoa, Chordata, Mammalia, Rodentia, Muridae. Gene Ontology annotation, molecular function: phosphatase binding. The record is from RefSeq and is a predicted model, not a curated record.